AUGGCGUCAAAGAGAAAGGCUUCGGCCAUGGCCGCCACCGUUUCUGAGGAACCGGUCGACCCUGCCGACGAGCUGAUGUUUCUCUGCCUUGGAGGUGGCAACGAAGUCGGCAGGUCAUGUCACAUUAUCCAAUACAAGGGCAAGACAGUGAUGCUUGAUGCUGGCCAGCACCCAGCAUACGAUGGCCUUGCAGCGCUGCCUUUCUUCGACGACUUCGAUCUAAGUACGGUUGAUGUACUUCUAAUCAGCCAUUUCCACGUCGAUCAUGCGGCUUCAUUGCCAUACGUCUUAUCAAAGACUAACUUCAGAGGCCGGGUCUUCAUGACCCAUCCAACAAAGGCCAUCUAUAAGUGGCUCAUUCAAGACAGUGUCCGUGUUGGAAAUACCUCGUCCAACCCGACGUCACAGCCAGUCUACACGGAGGCAGACCAUCUUAACACUUUCCCUCAAAUCGAGGCCAUUGAUUACCACACCACACACACCAUUUCGUCCAUCCGCAUUACGCCCUAUCCUGCUGGCCAUGUCCUCGGAGCUGCCAUGUUCCUCAUCGAGAUUGCGGGUCUCAAAAUCUUCUUUACCGGAGACUACUCACGAGAGCAAGAUAGACAUUUGGUCUCAGCAGAAGUUCCCAAGGGCGUCAAGAUCGAUGUCCUGAUCACGGAGUCGACCUAUGGCAUUGCCUCCCACGUACCCCGCCUGGAGCGCGAGCAGGCCUUGAUGAAGUCCAUUACCAGCAUCCUUAAUCGCGGAGGUAGGGUCCUGAUGCCAGUCUUUGCGCUCGGCAGAGCCCAGGAGCUUCUGCUCAUCCUGGAUGAGUACUGGGGCAAGCAUGCAGACUUCCAGCGGUUCCCAAUCUACUACGCCAGCAAUCUCGCCAGAAAGUGUAUGGUUGUUUAUCAGACCUACGUCGGCGCCAUGAACGACAACAUCAAGCGCCUCUUCCGCGAGCGCAUGGCCGAGGCCGAAGCAUCCGGUGACGGAUCCGGCAAGGGCGGGCCCUGGGACUUCAAGUACAUCCGCUCCCUCAAAAACCUCGACCGCUUCGACGACGUCGGAGGCUGUGUCAUGCUGGCCAGUCCUGGUAUGCUACAGAAUGGUGUGAGUAGAGAACUUCUCGAGAGGUGGGCCCCCAACGACAAGAACGGCGUUAUCAUCACCGGUUACAGCGUCGAGGGCACCAUGGCCAAGCAAAUCAUGCAGGAGCCCGACCAGAUCCAGGCCGUCAUGAGCCGGACAACAGCUGGUGCCCGACGCGGACCCGGCGGGGAGAGCGAAAAGGUCUUCAUCCCCCGUCGGUGCAGCGUUGCCGAGUACUCCUUUGCAGCUCACGUUGAUGGCACGGAGAACCGUGAGUUCAUCGAGGAAGUCGCAGCCCCAGUGGUGAUUCUCGUCCACGGCGAACAGCAUAACAUGAUGCGCCUCAAAUCCAAGCUCCUCUCCCUCAACGCAAGCAAGACGGCAAAAGUUAAGGUCUUUAGUCCCAAAAACUGCGAAGAGCUCCGCAUCCCCUUCAAGCAGGACAAGACGGCCAAAGUCGUCGGCAAGCUCGCCACCAUCCCUCCCCCGACAUCCCUCUCCGACCCCACCUCCCUGCCGCAACAGCUCGUCACCGGCGUCCUCGUCCAAAACGACUUUAAGCUCUCCCUCAUGGCGCCCGAGGACCUGCGCGAGUACGCCGGCCUCAACACCACCACAAUCACCUGCAAGCAGCGCCUCCGCCUCACGGCUGCCGGCGUUGACCUUGUACGCUGGGGUCUCGAAGGCGUCUUUGGCAGCGUCGAGGAGCUCCCCGAGAUGCGCAAGGGUCACCCGGCUCACGACAAGGCCGUUGACGGUGCUGCAGUCGCCAACGGCAACGGCAACGGCGCCGAGAAAAGCGAAGGCGAUGAUGUUGACCAGGAGAUGGGCGAGGAGGCGGCCGACGAGGAAGUCGCCCGCCUCGUGGCCGCGUACCUGGUCAUGGGCUGCGUCGCCGUGCGGUACCGCAGCGACGGAGAGGUCGAGCUCGAGUGGGAGGGCAACAUGCUCAACGACGGUAUUGCCGACGCCGUCAUGGCGUGUCUGUUCUCCAUCGAGAGCAGUCCCGCAGCAGUAAAACGCUCCGCAGCUUCCCACAGCCACGACCACGACCACGCCCCCAAACCCCUCCCCAAAAACCCCCACGCAAACGUCCCAGCGACAGAACGCCUCGAGCGCUUCCUCAUGUUCCUCGAAGCCCAGUUCGGCGCCGACAACGUCAACCCAGUCGCCGAACCCCGUCUCCCGCCGCAGCCCGAGGACGAAGCAGCAGCGGUUACAACAAAGGCAAUCAAGUCCGACGACGCCAGCGACGCGUCCAUGGACGUGUCCGAGGACGACGCGGAGGCGGAGCAAGAGAAGAAGCUGGAGGCGCGGCGCCGCGCAGAGAUUGAGCGCCUCAUAAAGCUCGGCAUCCCCGUGCCGGGCAUUCGUAUCAAGGUCGACAAGAUGGAGGCUGUCGUCUGGUUGGAGGAUCUGGAGGUGGAGUGCAGUCACAAGGCUUUUGCCGACCGUGUGAGACGUGUCUGCGAGCACGCUGCCGAGGUCACGGCCCCGCUUUGGGGUUAA
Colletotrichum paranaense is the source of this 2586-nucleotide messenger RNA. RefSeq names its product metallo-beta-lactamase superfamily protein. Gene Ontology annotation, cellular component: mRNA cleavage and polyadenylation specificity factor complex. The record is from RefSeq and is a predicted model, not a curated record. The transcript has 5 exons. Lineage: Eukaryota; Fungi; Ascomycota; Sordariomycetes; Glomerellales; Glomerellaceae. Gene Ontology annotation, molecular function: RNA binding; RNA endonuclease activity; 5'-3' RNA exonuclease activity. The coding region runs from base 1 to 2586 and encodes 861 amino acids. Gene Ontology annotation, biological process: mRNA 3'-end processing by stem-loop binding and cleavage.